AUGGGCAACUGCUGCCGCUCGCCGGCCGCCGUCGCGCGGGAGGACGUCAGCUCCUCGCACUUCCCCGCAUCCAACGCGAAGAAGAAGCAGCACCAAGCGCGGAACGGCGGCGCCGGCGGAGGAGGGGGAGGAGACGGCGGCGGCGGGCAGAAGCGGCUCUCGGUGCUGGGCGACGAGGGGUGCGAGGUCAUCGGGAUCGACGACAAGUACAUCCUGGACAGGGAGCUCGGCCGCGGGGAGUUCGGGGUGACGUACCUGUGCAUGGAUCGGGACACCAAGGAGCUGCUCGCCUGCAAGUCCAUCUCCAAGCGCAAGCUGCGCACGGCCGUCGACGUCGAGGACGUGCGCCGGGAGGUGGCCAUCAUGCGUCACCUGCCCAAGAGCCCCAGCAUCGUGUCCCUGCGGGAGGCGUGCGAGGACGAGGGCGCCGUCCACCUCGUCAUGGAGCUCUGCGAGGGCGGCGAGCUCUUCGACCGCAUCGUCGCGCGGGGCCACUACACCGAGCGCGCCGCCGCCAAUGUCACCCGCACCAUCGUCGAGGUCGUCCAGCUCUGCCACCGCCACGGCGUGAUCCACCGCGACCUCAAGCCGGAGAACUUCCUCUUCGCCAAUAAGAAGGAGAACUCACCGCUCAAGGCCAUCGACUUCGGCCUCUCCAUCUUCUUCAAGCCUGGUGAAAAGUUUUCAGAAAUUGUGGGAAGCCCCUAUUAUAUGGCUCCUGAAGUAUUGAAGAGAAACUAUGGGCCAGAAAUAGACAUAUGGAGUGCUGGAGUUAUCCUAUAUAUUUUAUUAUGUGGAGUUCCUCCAUUUUGGGCUGAGACUGAACAAGGGUAUGAGGCUAUUCUUCGUGGAAAUAUCGAUUUUAAGCGGGAACCCUGGCCUAAUGUUUCGGUAAAUGCAAAAGAUUUAGUUCGACGCAUGUUGGAGCCUGAUCCAAAGCUCAGGUUAACUGCAAAGCAGGUUCUUGAACAUCCUUGGCUUCAAAAUGCGAAGAAGGCUCCUAACGUCCCUCUUGGAGAUAUUGUAAAGUCAAGGCUCAAACAAUUUUCUAGGAUGAAUAGAUUCAAAAGAAGGGCUCUAAGGGUUAUUGCUGAUCAUUUGUCUGCUGAGGAAGUUGAGGACAUAAAGGAGAUGUUCAAGACUAUGGAUACUGACAAUGAUGGGAUUGUAUCUUAUGAAGAACUGAAGACCGGAAUAGCAAAACUUGGUUCCCAUCUUGCGGAAUCAGAAGUACAGACGCUCAUUGAAGCUGUGGAUACAAAUGGUAGGGGGGCACUAGAUUACGGGGAAUUUUUGGCUGUCUCUCUUCAUUUGCAAAGGAUGGCAAAUGACGAGCAUCUUCGCCGGGCCUUCCUAUUUUUUGACAAGGAUGGCAAUGGUUUCAUUGAACCUGAGGAACUUCGAGAGGCUCUAGUGGAUGAUGGAGCAGCUGAUAGCAUGGAAGUGGUGAAUGACAUAUUGCAAGAAGUUGACACUGAUAAGGAUGGCAAGAUUAGCUAUGACGAAUUUGUAGCAAUGAUGAAGACCGGUACAGAUUGGAGAAAGGCAUCCCGGCACUACUCAAGAGGAAGAUUCAACAGCCUUAGCAUGAAGCUUAUAAAGGAUGGGUCGUUUGUUGACCUGCCGUGCUGCCCGGUGGCAAAGUUCAUUACGUGCUUCUUCUAUUGGGAAACGCCGAAUAAUGUGUUCGGGAGUGGCGUCCUACUCCUGCCUGCAAUGUGA
This is a messenger RNA of Miscanthus lutarioriparius, 1722 nucleotides long. NCBI's taxonomy places the organism in Eukaryota, Viridiplantae, Streptophyta, Magnoliopsida, Poales, Poaceae. The record is from the annotation of a GenBank genome assembly.